Rhinopithecus roxellana (golden snub-nosed monkey) is the source of this 12410-nucleotide messenger RNA. RefSeq names its product transient receptor potential cation channel subfamily M member 3 (gene TRPM3). Gene Ontology annotation, molecular function: monoatomic cation channel activity. The coding region runs from base 268 to 5502 and encodes 1744 amino acids. The transcript is spliced from 27 exons. The record is from RefSeq and is a predicted model, not a curated record. NCBI's taxonomy places the organism in Eukaryota, Metazoa, Chordata, Mammalia, Primates, Cercopithecidae. Gene Ontology annotation, biological process: protein tetramerization; monoatomic cation transmembrane transport. Gene Ontology annotation, cellular component: membrane.
AUUCCGGAGCAGGCUGCUUUGACUCCGACCACAGGCUGUUUUGUGCAGGCUGUCCCUCUCCUUCAGAACCGUGCAUCCCCUCCCCGAAGCAGCAGGCAGUGUGCCUCCAUUCAGCCACAUUUGGUAUGCAUGAGCACGGCUGCAGAGAGAGGGGAGGUGGCUUUCUUAAGAAGGUUCAGGGGCUCAGGCAAGGCUACUUGACUAGUCUUCCAAGUUCCAGGAAGCCUCUGCCCUAAUGGAAUUUGCAGGUGUGGAGAUGACCAUGGGAUGCCAGAGCCGUGGGGGACCGUUUAUUUUCUAGGCAUUGCUCAGGUUUUCAGUUUCUUGUUUUCCUGGUGGAAUUUGGAAGGGGUCAUGAAUCAGGCUGAUGCUCCUCGACCCCUAAACUGGACCAUCCGGAAGCUGUGCCACGCAGCCUUUCUUCCAUCUGUCAGACUUCUGAAGGCUCAGAAAUCCUGGAUAGAAAGAGCAUUUUAUAAAAGAGAAUGUGUCCACAUCAUACCCAGCACCAAAGACCCCCAUAGGUGUUGCUGUGGGCGUCUGAUAGGCCAACAUGUUGGCCUCACCCCCAGUAUCUCUGUGCUUCAGAAUGAGAAAAAUGAAAGUCGCCUGUCCCGAAAUGACAUCCAGUCUGAAAAGUGGUCCAUCAGCAAACACACUCAACUCAGCCCUACCGAUGCUUUUGGGACCAUUGAGUUCCAAGGAGGCGGCCAUUCCAACAAAGCCAUGUAUGUGCGAGUAUCUUUUGAUACAAAACCUGAUCUCCUCUUACACCUGAUGACCAAGGAAUGGCAGUUGGAGCUUCCCAAGCUUCUCAUCUCUGUCCAUGGGGGCCUGCAGAACUUUGAACUCCAGCCAAAACUAAAGCAAGUCUUUGGGAAAGGGCUCAUAAAAGCAGCUAUGACAACUGGAGCGUGGAUAUUCACUGGAGGGGUUAACACAGGUGUUAUUCGUCAUGUUGGAGACGCCUUGAAGGAUCAUGCAUCUAAGUCUCGAGGAAAGAUAUGCACCAUAGGUAUUGCCCCCUGGGGAAUUGUGGAAAACCAGGAGGACCUCAUUGGAAGAGAUGUUGUCCGGCCAUAUCAGACCAUGUCCAAUCCCAUGAGCAAGCUCACUGUUCUCAACAGCAUGCAUUCCCACUUCAUUCUGGCUGACAACGGGACCACUGGAAAAUAUGGAGCAGAGGUGAAACUUCGGAGACAACUGGAAAAGCAUAUUUCACUCCAGAAGAUAAACACAAGAUGCCUGCCGUUUUUCUCUCUUGACUCCCGCUUGUUUUAUUCAUUUUGGGGUAGUUGCCAAUUAGACUCAGUUGGAAUCGGUCAAGGUGUUCCCGUGGUGGCGCUCAUAGUGGAAGGGGGACCCAACGUGAUCUCGAUUGUUUUGGAGUACCUUCGAGACACUCCUCCCGUGCCGGUGGUUGUCUGUGAUGGCAGUGGACGGGCAUCGGACAUCCUGGCCUUUGGGCAUAAAUACUCAGAAGAAGGCGGACUGAUAAAUGAAUCUUUGAGGGACCAGCUGUUGGUGACUAUACAGAAGACUUUCACAUACACUCGAACCCAAGCUCAGCAUCUGUUCAUCAUCCUUAUGGAGUGCAUGAAGAAGAAGGAAUUGAUUACGGUAUUUCGGAUGGGAUCAGAAGGACACCAGGACAUUGAUUUAGCUAUCCUGACAGCUUUACUCAAAGGAGCCAAUGCCUCGGCCCCAGACCAACUGAGCUUAGCUUUAGCCUGGAACAGAGUUGACAUCGCUCGCAGCCAGAUCUUUAUUUACGGGCAACAGUGGCCGGUGGGAUCUCUGGAGCAAGCCAUGUUGGAUGCCUUAGUUCUGGACAGAGUGGAUUUUGUGAAAUUACUCAUAGAGAAUGGAGUAAGCAUGCACCGUUUUCUCACCAUCUCCAGACUAGAGGAAUUGUACAAUACGAGACAUGGGCCCUCAAAUACAUUGUACCACUUGGUCAGGGAUGUCAAAAAGCGAGAGUAUCCAGGUUUCGGUUGGAUCUAUUUUAAGGGGAACCUGCCCCCAGACUACAGAAUCAGCCUGAUUGACAUCGGCCUGGUGAUCGAAUACCUGAUGGGCGGGGCUUAUCGCUGCAACUACACGCGCAAGCGCUUCCGGACUCUCUACCACAACCUCUUCGGCCCCAAGAGGCCCAAAGCCUUGAAACUGCUGGGAAUGGAGGAUGAUAUUCCCUUGAGGCGAGGAAGAAAGACAACCAAGAAACGUGAAGAAGAGGUAGACAUUGACUUGGAUGAUCCUGAGAUCAACCACUUCCCCUUCCCUUUCCACGAGCUCAUGGUGUGGGCUGUCCUCAUGAAGCGGCAGAAGAUGGCCCUGUUCUUCUGGCAGCAUGGUGAGGAGGCCAUGGCCAAGGCCCUGGUGGCCUGUAAGCUCUGCAAAGCCAUGGCUCAUGAGGCCUCUGAGAACGACAUGGUUGAUGACAUUUCCCAGGAGCUGAAUCACAAUUCCAGAGACUUCGGCCAGCUGGCUGUGGAGCUCUUGGACCAGUCCUACAAGCAGGAUGAACAGCUGGCCAUGAAACUGCUGACGUAUGAGCUGAAGAACUGGAGCAACGCCACGUGCCUGCAGCUUGCAGUGGCUGCCAAACACCGCGACUUCAUCGCGCACACGUGCAGCCAGAUGCUGCUCACCGACAUGUGGAUGGGCCGGCUCCGCAUGCGCAAGAACUCAGGCCUCAAGGUAAUUCUGGGAAUUCUACUUCCUCCUUCAAUUCUCAGCUUGGAGUUCAAGAACAAAGACGACAUGCCCUAUAUGUCUCAGGCCCAGGAAAUCCACCUCCAAGAGAAGGAGGCAGAAGAACCAGAGAAGCCCACGAAAGAAAAAGAUGAAGAGGACAUGGAGCUUACAGCAAUGUUGGGACGAAACAACGGGGAGUCCUCCAGGAAGAAGGAUGAAGAGGAAGUUCAGAGCAGGCAUCGGUUAAUCCCCCUCGGCAGAAAAAUCUAUGAAUUCUACAAUGCACCCAUCGUGAAGUUCUGGUUCUACACACUGGCAUAUAUCGGAUACCUGAUGCUCUUCAACUAUAUCGUGUUAGUGAAGAUGGAACGCUGGCCGUCCACCCAGGAAUGGAUCGUCAUCUCCUAUAUUUUCACCCUGGGAAUAGAAAAGAUGAGAGAGAUUCUGAUGUCAGAGCCAGGGAAGUUGCUACAGAAAGUGAAGGUGUGGCUGCAGGAGUACUGGAAUGUCACGGACCUCAUUGCCAUCCUUCUGUUCUCUGUCGGAAUGAUCCUUCGUCUCCAAGACCAGCCCUUCAGGAGCGACGGGAGGGUCAUCUACUGCGUGAACAUCAUUUACUGGUACAUCCGUCUCCUAGACAUCUUCGGCGUGAACAAGUAUUUGGGCCCAUAUGUAAUGAUGAUUGGAAAAAUGAUGAUAGACAUGAUGUACUUUGUCAUCAUCAUGCUGGUGGUGCUGAUGAGCUUUGGAGUUGCCAGGCAAGCCAUCCUUUUUCCCAAUGAGGAGCCAUCAUGGAAACUGGCCAAGAACAUCUUCUACAUGCCCUAUUGGAUGAUUUAUGGGGAAGUGUUUGCGGACCAGAUAGACCCUCCCUGUGGACAGAAUGAGACCCGAGAGGAUGGUAAAAUAAUCCAGCUGCCUCCCUGCAAGACAGGAGCUUGGAUCGUGCCGGCCAUCAUGGCCUGCUACCUCUUAGUGGCAAACAUCUUGCUGGUCAACCUCCUCAUUGCUGUCUUUAACAACACAUUUUUUGAAGUAAAAUCGAUAUCCAACCAAGUGUGGAAGUUUCAGAGGUAUCAGCUCAUCAUGACUUUCCAUGAAAGACCGGUUCUGCCCCCACCCCUGAUCAUCUUCAGCCACAUGACCAUGAUAUUCCAGCACCUGUGCUGCCGAUGGAGGAAACACGAGAGCGACCCGGAUGAAAGGGACUACGGCCUGAAACUUUUCAUAACCGAUGAUGAGCUCAAGAAAGUACAUGACUUUGAAGAGCAGUGCAUAGAAGAAUACUUCAGAGAAAAGGAUGAUCGGUUCAACUCGUCUAAUGAUGAGAGGAUACGGGUGACUUCAGAAAGGGUGGAGAACAUGUCCAUGCGGCUGGAGGAAGUCAACGAGAGAGAGCACUCCAUGAAGGCUUCGCUCCAGACUGUGGACAUCCGGCUGGCACAGCUGGAAGACCUAAUCGGGCGCAUGGCCACGGCCCUGGAGCGCCUGACAGGUCUGGAGAGGGCUGAGUCCAACAAAAUCCGCUCGAGGACCUCCUCAGACUGCACGGACGCAGCCUACAUUGUCCGCCAGAGCAGCUUCAACAGCCAGGAAGGGAACACCUUCAAGCUCCAAGAGAGUAUAGACCCUGCAGGUGAGGAGACCAUGUCCCCAACUUCUCCAACCUUAAUGCCCCGUAUGCGAAGCCAUUCUUUCUAUUCAGUCAAUAUGAAAGACAAAGGUGGUAUAGAAAAGUUGGAAAGUAUUUUUAAAGAAAGGUCCCUGAGCCUACACCGGGCUACUAGUUCCCACUCUGUAGCAAAAGAACCCAAAGCUCCUGCAGCCCCUGCCAACACCUUGGCCAUUGUUCCUGAUUCCAGAAGACCAUCAUCGUGUAUAGACAUCUAUGUCUCUGCUAUGGAUGAGCUCCACUGUGAUAUAGACCCUCUGGACAAUUCCAUGAACAUCCUUGGGCUGGGCGAGCCAAGCUUUUCAACUGCAGUACCUUCCACAGCCCAUUCAAGUAGUGCCUAUGCAACCCUUGCACCCACAGACAAACCUCCAAGCCGGAGCAUUGAUUUCGAGGACAUCACCUCCAUGGACACUAGAUCUUUUUCUUCAGACUAUACCCACCUUCCAGAAUGCCAAAACCCCUGGGACUCAGACCCUCCAAUGUACCACACCAUUGAGCGUUCCAAAAGCAGCCGCUACCUAGCCACCACACCCUUUCUUCUGGAAGAGGCUCCCAUCGUGAAAUCUCAUAGCUUUAUGUUUUCCCCCUCAAGGAGCUAUUAUGCCAACUUUGGGGUGCCUGUGAAAACAGCAGAAUACACAAGUAUUACAGACUGUAUUGACACAAGGUGUGUCAAUGCCCCUCAAGCAAUUGCGGACAGAGCUGCCUUCCCUGGAGGUCUUGGAGACAAAGUGGAGGAUUUAUCUUGCUGCCAUCCUGAGCGAGAAGCAGAACUGAGUCACCCCAGCUCUGACAGUGAGGAGAAUGAGGCCAAAGGCCGCAGAGCCACCAUUGCAAUAUCCUCCCAGGAGGGUGAUAACUCAGACAGAACCCUGUCCAACAACAUCACUGUUCCCAAGAUAGAGCGCGCCAACAGCUACUCGGCAGAGGAGCCAAGCGCGCCAUAUGCACACACCAGGAAGAGCUUCUCCAUCAGUGACAAACUCGACAGGCAGCGGAACACAGCAAGCCUGCGAAAUCCCUUCCAGAGAAGCAAGUCCUCCAAGCCAGAGGGCCGAGGGGACAGCCUGUCCAUGAGGAGACUGUCCAGAACAUCGGCGUUCCAAAGCUUUGAAAGCAAGCACAACUAGACCUUCUUAAUAUCCAUCACAGGAGGCUCAAGAAUCCAGCCCUAACAUUCUCUCCAACUCCACCUUUUCCCCCUUCCUUGAAUCAUACCUGCUUUAUUCUUAGCUGAGCAAAACAAGCAAUGCUUUGGGAGGUGUUAACUCAAAGGUGACUUCUGGGCCACAGAUCAAGAAAGCAUUUGAUCUGACCCAGUGCCAGACACAGGGGAUUUAAGGCAUGUUCACACUUGCUGGGCAGGGAGGGGGAAGAGAGGGAAAAGGAAGGGUUAGAGAUGAAUGUAUCCGCAGUCACGGCAGAAAGCCAUGAGAGCAGGGGAAACAAGGGGCUUCGAGCACGCUCCAUGCCAGGAGGCAUCUGUUGAUUUCUGACCAUUAUCAAGAGUUGUAGGAUGCAGGGCUAAAUUGCGAAAUAAAAUAAAAUAGCCAGUGUACACAAUGAGAUAUUCUAAACUUCCAUUCUGUUUUCUUUUCACAUUGGCUCCAUCACUGGUGACUGAUGAAGAGCAUCCUCUUUAUUCAGUAUAAGCCGGCAGCAAGCAGUUCUACCUAACGUCCCACAUCCUUCUCAUGCCAACACUUCUGUAAUUGAUCAUUAUAAAGAAAAAACAAGGUAACAGUCAUAGUUCACCUGUCUCUUAUCUAUUCACUUCUGGUGCCACAACUGUUUAUCCUUUUUUGAAGAAAAUAAGGGAACAGAAAUGCCUUUUUGUAUUGCAGUCGAAAUGAAAGAAGAGUUGAUGUUUAAAAAAAAACAAAAGUCAAGUGAUUUAUUAUAUACAGUGGGCGUUCAAGUCUAGUCGAGCAAGCUCAGGAUGAAUGUAAUUAAAUAAUUUUAUAUUUUUUAAUUUAUUUUGUAUCUCACCUGUCAUCAAUGAAUUCAUUCAAUGAAUAUGUAAUAUUGAACUUAAAAAAAAAACAGUGGACAGAACUAGCCUGAAAUUGCCAUGUGGGAUGUUCUGUUCUCACCGUUCAUGUCGUGUGUUGUGCUGCUGUGUGACCGUCAUCAUUUGCAUGGUUCCACCACAUCCUCCUGAACACCUCCAAGACAUAACUGCCAAUUUUUCACACCACUCAUCACAUGACCAUUUUGUAUAUGAAUAUAUGGUUAUAUGUGGAUAUUUUCAUACCUAGAGUUUUGCCAUCUAAUCUGAGCUCAGCAUAAAUUUAAUUGGAGUUUUUCAAGGGCUGGUAUCUUUUCUAUGGAAAUGUUCCAAAGUACUUUUUAAGGGAGUUUCAAAACUAUAAAUAACCUUAGAUUUGACUGGGAGUUUGGUAUCAACCCAAAGCCAUCAGUUGCAAGCAUACCAUGAAUAUUUUUCUUAUAGACAGAGCUAUAAAAAAAGAUACAGUAGACCAAAAUAGAAAGCAAAUAAACCAUAUAAAGAGUUCUAUAGUAUAUGCCACUUAUACACAUGUAUAUGCAUUUACGCAGAGACACAUAUUUAUAUAUGAAAUAAAUAGACAUAAAGAGCUUUCUUAAGAGGCUUGGACUUUUCUAUCACCUUGAACUGUAAUCAAAAGAUUUUCUUAAUAUAUGAGAAGUUCCAUUGAAAGAGUUCAGUAUGCUAUUAGACCAAAUGUUGAAAUUAUGAUUUUUAAAAAAUUCCUAUGACUUUUUCUCAUAUCAAACUAGAGUUGUCAAAAUGACUCACUGCUUGCCUUCUGCCCUUUUUUGUCUGAAAUCACUCACUAUCGGGACAUCUUAUUUAUUCUGGCUUUUCCUAAACAAAGUUUUUACGCCAAGUACAAUCUGAAUAGACAUGCAACUUUAAACCAGCUAGUGUUACAGACUCUAAAGUAAAGGCAUAAUCUUCUAGAUCAGAAUCUGGAUUGGAGGUGGGAUAAAGAAAUCUUGACCCCAAAUCUUUGGAUUCCUAUUUGGCUCAUUAAUGUUUAAAAAAGAAUAAAGCCUUUAAGGAAAACAACCUAUUGUUCCUGGCCUGAGGUACUACCUGGUUCUUUUGUUUAAUUAUAAUUGAAAACACCAAGUUUGACUUCAUCUUGUGAAAUCAUGUAAAUACAUGGCCUUUAAAUGUAAGAUAAAAAAACUAAAAACUCUUCUGAAUAAGCAAUUCAGGUAUAAGACGCGUGAUGAGGUCACAUAUAUAAAGAAUUAAUUCCUUUUUCACUCCUUGGCAUUUAGGUGAAUUGGUAACAAACACCCAGACUCCCUUAUUUACAGCUGUUCUAGAAACACUUAACAUUUUAUUGGGCCCCACACUGGCUAUUUCCCUCUCAGCAAACAUGUAGUGGGUCUGAAAAUAAAUCAGUUGUUCUUAAACUUCCUUGAGUCAUGAAUCCCUAUGAGGAUCUGAUGAUAACUCUAGGCCCUCUCUCCAGAGAGAAAAAAAUGUACAUACAUGCAAAGUUGCAGUAUAACUUGAAAGGGUUCAUGAGCCCCUGGUUCCAUAUUGAUUGAUAACGAGGAAAAGGAACCAUGUUUGUUCAUAGUUAAUACAGUUGUAAUAGGCACUUUACAUUUGAGACCAUCUCUCUGUGAUUCUCAGGAAGGCCAAAUCUCAGCACCAGAGUUUGAACCAAGAUUUUUUUACUUUUGUUAUUUAAAUUAGAUGUUGCCAAUUUAAUGCACUUACAUCCUAACGUGUUGAUGAUUUUAAGUAUCAAGCACAAUCACAAUGCUGAAGGCUCCCUGAAGGGUCUAUAGAGGAACCCAAGAAGGAGACGAAAACAUUAUUCAUUGAUAUCAAACACCUCCACGGCCUCAUUCUGGGCCAGAUUGGAAGUGAGGGAAAGAAAUUUUGAGUGCAAGUGUUUCCAUUCAUUGUGAUUUCAGAGAGAAAAAUAUAGGAACUGGGAAACUAAAUACUCAACGGUCCUGAUCUUGCAAUUACCUGAUUGUUUUGUUGUGCAUGAAAAUUAAGUUCUAACAUCUGUGAAACGUGUGAAAUAUAUAAGCCAAACUUAAAUGACUGUAGACACAAACUGUGUAACUUCCAUGAGCCAUUUCCUUCCUGUGCACAUAUAUGUGUGUUAUUUUUCAGUCCAUUUCCUUCCAUUUCCGGGUUCUCUGUGCACCGAUGUGGCAUUGAUUCUGUGACCUUGUGCAGUCAGCUUAUGCUCAGCCCAUUGAUUCCACCACAUCCCUGAUGGAGGGGACGUUAAUUACCUGUCUUUGUGAAUUAAGCAGUUUAUGAGCAGCAAGUUACUGAGGACCGUAAAUAAAGUCAUAGAGAGCUCAAGGAAGUAAUAGCUUCGGUUUAAUCAUCUGCUUCAAAGGUGCCAAUUUUUAUAUACUACUAUAUGUAAUGAUUUGUUCUAAAUUGCUUGUUCCUUUUGAAAACAAAUUUAAGGAUAUUUUAUGAAAAUGACCAUGGAGGUCUCCUGCUUAACCAAUAUACUUUAUAUUUAUAGUUAGAGGACCCCUCCUUGAUCGAUUUGAAUGAGGAGCUGGAAAGCUUGGGUAUAAUUGUCAUGACUAGUUUGUGUUAUCUCUGCAAGCCAAAAGGUAUAUUAGCAGUCAUAAUACAGCACUUUACAGAACUGGACUUUUUUAAAUGUCUGAGUUUCCAGGUCUAGGAUAUUAUUUAGCACUUUGAAAGUUCCCCUUUUAAAAUAUAUAUAUAAGAAUAAUCAGAUGAGAAAAAUGUACUCAUAAAAACACAAAAUGUGUUUCUUCUGAAUGUUUCAAAUAUAUUCUAAAACAUGGUUUCUAUAGAUAAUAUUAUGGUAGAUAACUGGAUAGUACUUUUCUAUUUUACUUCCUGAGUCUGUACAGUCUAAUCUUCCUGAAUGUUUGGGCUGUUUAAUUUCUUUAAAGAUGAUAAAUAUUAUCCAGUCAUCCAUCAUGCUCUAUCUAUAGGCUAUACCAUUCAUAUGUUGGGCAAUGCUGUAUUAUAAAACACAUGUAAACAUGUAUGUAACCCAUGUUUAACCCAGCAUAGUUGUAGCAUGUGGUUGAAUUAAUGAACGUUACAGGACAGCUUUAUAAUCAUUUAUAAAUCUGUAACAUUCAAUAAAGAAGCACAUGUUGCAAUGAUUAAUUAGGUUCCCAAUUCCAUAUUAUUUAGCAUCUUUGUGAACCGGGCAUUUUUGUUCCUGAUCUGCUUGAUGCUUUUCAUGUUCCUGUAGACUACUGUAAAAUAUGUGUGUAAGCUGAUGUAUAUCCUCCAAUGAGUCCUGCGAGCUGUGGUAGGCAAGUUGUGAUUUCAUGAAAGAUGAACUGGCAUGUUAUGCAAAAGACUAUAUGACAAAUGAACUUAAAAUGAUAAUUUAAACUCCAGUUGAAUUAGCUGUUUGUUUACAUCUGCCAACCCCAUGCAGAAGCAGUGUACAGUAUUUUAUAAAUAUGUUCAUUUAGUAACACUAUGUUGUUCUAGAUAAAGUGAUGCUAGUGUGUAGGUGGUUAUAUAUUUGGCCUAGAUAUUGCAUUAUAACUCACUAUCCUUUAACAAUAACAAUGUGACUUAAAUGAAGUAAUCUCUCUCCAAACCCGGUCUUAAUUUUGUGUUGACAAAAUGCAUGUACUGCUUUAUGCAUUUCUUUUGACUUUUCUAAGGCACUUAACAUUUUACUAUUGCCUGCUGUGACGCUUAAGCCAGUUAGGAAUUCACUCAAACAGUUGGGCUUCUUACUAUGGGGAUUAUGUUCAGUUUUGAAAAAUUAAAAACAAAAAAAAAAAAAAUAACCAAGAGAUUUUUAAAUCCUUUUUUUUAAGCACUGAACAAAUAAUAUGAAAUAAAGUAUUAACUGCAGGUUGUAUAGCCAUGGGACCCAGAGAUGGCAAGCCAACACCUCUUGGGUCUGCCAAGAUCUAGGUGUUGUGCAUAUGUGAUAUAUGCAAGACACAUUUCUGAUUCUUCAGAGCUACUGGGUGUAAAUUGCUAAGCCAGAGAUGAGAGCGAAAAGUCCAUUUGUGAUAGUGCAGAAGUGUGCAGAUCGCUGUGAAUGUGUGAUCCAAUGAUAUGACAAGAGACCUCCCUCCUUGUCUGUGGCUUCUUCACCUUGGGGGUGAGCCUAGCCUGGGGGUGGGAGGCGUGUGUUUGGGUGUCUGAUCAAGCACUGGGUGAUUCUAAAGAGUUUACUCUUUUAGAAAAUCACUGUUACUAGAAGCCAUUCAACAUCUGGAAAAGAGAGGAGCCAAUUUGCACAGUUUUGUAACUGACUGCUCCUAAAAUGAAUAGAGAAAACUUUCCUCUCAGCCUGCUUUCUCUUUACAAGUUGGAUAUUCUGUCUCUCAGAUUGGAGUCAACCAAAAGAAAGGCUGGUUCCAAUUAAGGAAAAGCAACUUUUUUCUUUUCUUUAAUUCCUCUCAGAAGGUAGUUGUGCUAUCUUUUCUCUGAUGAUUUCCUUGCACACAUCACUGCUAAUGAAAGCAACAUGUGACUGUUUCCACAGGUCAUCUAAGAGAGGAUUUUGGUGACCAGGUAAUCCAGAUGGCAAUAAGAGUGAGGUGAAUUUUCCCUUCCUUACCUUACCUAGUCUACUGGCCUCCUUAAACCUGCAGGCCCUUGUGCAUUUGCACAAUGUUUGUGUGCUGGAAACUGAAAAGACAUGUGUAUGGCUAGAAGUCCAUAGGCUUUGUAAAGAGUGUCAGUGCCAAUCAGGACCCAUGCCUUCCUCUGGAAGAGGCAGGUGGCUGAGGCCUGUGGGGCAAAGGGGGAAAUUCAGCCUCAUGCCUGGAUGUGUGACUUUCUUUCUGCCCUCUACUUGCUUCUCUUCUCUUAGUCCAAGACUAGCUGCUUUUUCACCAGACCAACAGACCUUGCCCCAUUACCUUUAUACCUUGUUGACUCUGGCACAGUAAGCUGAAACAGCAGCCACUUGGAAAAAGCCAAACAUUUAGACUUUGUCCCAGUCCUGAUCUUCCCAUCAACUUAGCCUCUUCCUGCCUCUAUCCUGACUGGUGUUCACAUUGACCUCAUCCAAUUUUUGCCUCUCUAAAUCUCAAGAGCCCUACAACAUCUUCACCGCAGCUUCCCACACAUCAUUAAAACCAGCCAUCUGCACAUAGAUUGAGAGGCUGCAAAUUCAAAGAUGUGUAGGGGCCAGAUCAAGAACACACAAAUGUGUGAAUUGGACUGGUGAAAGUCAACAGAAGAAGUAGGGUUUGUGAGUAAGGCAUGAGAGAAUACACAUCCCACCACAAAGACAUUCAAAUUCAGCUUUCCAAACACUGUGCUAGCCAAACAAACAUGUCUGCCAGCAGCAUUCAGUCCCAAAGGCAAUAGUUUGGAACCUCUGAUUUAGAGCCAACAGGAUCAGAUUCUUGAUUGUGACUUGGUGAAUGUACACACAAAAUACACUGAGAACUGAGGUCAGGGGGAAAGAAACUCACCUUAUUCAGAGUUACUCUUGUUCUGAAUGAUAUAUGCAUGUAUAUUUGUUAGCCACAUAAUUCUAAACUUGAACACAGAAACUUUGAGAGAGAGAUUCAGAAGAAGAGUACCAUAGCAUGGUAUGAAGACUUACCUGCUUCCUGUCACUACUGCGUCUGACCUGAGUUUAUAUUGCUGCUACCGCUAUGUAAAAACAGUACGUGCGGUAUACUGUACUCAUAGCCAUUUCAUAACAUAGGACCUAGACUCUCAUUUGUAAAUGUUCUAACCCUAGUUUAUAAUGGGGGAAAUUAUUCAGAUAUCAUUUUUAAAUGAAUUCCUACAAAUACAAUCGUUUUGAAAUUGGGUUUGGUAAAUAUAUAUACAUCUUUUCCUUGUGUAUGGAUAGACCAUGGUUUGCAUAUCUAUUGACACUAUAAAUAUAUAUAAAUCCUUAGCAGAAUUGUUCUUUUUAAAGGUCUAUUAUUGGAUUCACAAUGCACUUUGAGCUUGAUUGUUUAGAUAUAUAAUUCAGAGCAGAAGUUGGCAGAUACCACAGGAAAAACUUUCUGAAAUUUCUGUAACAAAUGUUUUGCAAUAAAAAAAAAAAAAAAAAAAACUCAGUAGUUUAAAACA